AUGCUGGAGAACCCCAGUCCCCCCCAGAGCCCCUCCCCCACUGCCAGGGCCACCCCUCCAUGGAGCCAAUGUGAAGACGACGGCCUCAGCCCCCAAGAUGAGGAAGGGCCGAGCACCUGGCAUGACCAGGAAGAUGUGCUCCAACAUGCUCUAUGUCAGAAGGUGGAUGAACUGGUGGCGUUCCUGCUGUUCAAGCAUCAGACCAAGGAGUCGACCACAAAGGCAGAAAUGCUGACCAUCCUCAAAGAUUACCAGGACCACUUCCCCAUGGUCUUCAGGCGAGCCUCCGAGGACAUGCGGCUGAUCCUUGGCCUCGACGUGAAGGAAGUGGACCCCAGCAAUCACUCCUAUGUCCUCGUCCCCACCCUGGGCCUCACCUACGAUGGGAUGCUGAGUGACAGGCCGAGCAUGCCCAAGACCGGCCUCCUGGAGGUGGUCUGGGGAGCACUUAGCAAGAUAGAUGUGUGUGCCGGGAGGGAGCACUACAUCUAUGGGGAGCCCAGGGAGCUCCUCACCAAAGUGUGGGUGCAGGAGGGCUACGUGGAGUACCGGCAGGUGCCCCACAGCGACCCCGCCCGCUACGAGUUCCUCUGGGGUCCCCGGGCCUACGCGGAGACCAGCAAGUGUCAGGUCCUGGAGCAUCUGCACAGGGUCAGUGAAUGGGAUCCCAGGUCCUUCCCAUCCCUGUCUGCAGAGGGUGUGAGCGACGAGGAACAGGGAGCCUGA
This is a messenger RNA of Mesoplodon densirostris (Blainville's beaked whale), 726 nucleotides long. Its product is annotated as melanoma-associated antigen 10-like. Gene Ontology annotation, cellular component: nucleus. The record is from RefSeq and is a predicted model, not a curated record. Gene Ontology annotation, biological process: negative regulation of transcription by RNA polymerase II. The transcript is spliced from 2 exons. Bases 1 to 726 code for a protein of 241 amino acids. NCBI's taxonomy places the organism in Eukaryota, Metazoa, Chordata, Mammalia, Artiodactyla, Ziphiidae.